GCUAAUUUAUUACUGUAGCUAGCUAAUUUAGCUAGUCUAGUACAAAUUAUUUUAGCUCGCUGAAGUUGCAAGAACUAGCCACUCCGAGGCUGUUUAGUUAGCUAAAUAGCAAACUAACUUAGCUACUGUAGUUGUCUACAAACGUUACCAACUUUGCACAGUUCGCAGUCAGCAAUGCAGAAGAGUGACGUUAGCUGAUGGCUAAAACUAGCGGUGUUGCAGCCGAGUUGUUGUUGACUCUUGAGACAUGCCUCCCACACAGGAGGUUGGUGGCACCUUAAUUGGGGAGGACAGGCUCGUGGUAAUGGCUGGAGUGGAACGGUAUAUCAAAAUGAUACCAUUCCAUUUACUCCGUUCCAGCCAUAUGAGCCGUCCUCCCUCCAGCAGCCUCCACCGGUGGUGCUCCCCCGCGACUUAAGGCACCGGUUUAUUGUUGCCAGGUGAUUGGGACCACAACGCCUUCAUUAGCGGGAAGAGAGCCGGGAUAAUUCAAGGACAUAUGGCAAAGACGGGUGCAACGUUUGUCUGAUGGUUUUACAGUUGGCAAUGUUGGGUAGCCAGUCUGUAGCUUCCCUGACGACCAAAUGCCUGGUACAGUUGUUGUGGUGGUGUACUACUCACUGGCUGUCUAGCCAGCUACAUCAUACAUGUCAGAGGGAAGAUGUUCGACAAAGUUAUUCGUUAUUUCUUUCAAAACCUGACAACUAAAUGCAAAGUCAAUGAAGAUGAGGAGAGAAUCUUAUCUACAGCUGGGGAGUUACAGAUUGAGGACUUCAAAGUUCUGACAAUCCUUGGUAAGGGCUCCUUUGCGUGUGUUUACCGGGCAAAGUCAGUUAACACUGGCUUGGAGGUGGCGAUCAAAAUGAUUGACAAAAAAGCCAUGCACAAAUCUGGUAUGGUCCAGCGUGUGAGUAACGAAGUGGAGAUUCAGUGUCGAUUGAAGCAUCCGUCAAUACUAGAGCUGUACACCUACUUUGAAGACAGUAAUUAUGUGUACUUGGUGUUGGAGAUGUGCCAUAAUGGAGAGAUGAGUCGAUACCUGAAAGAUAGGAAGAUGCCCUUCUCAGAGGGUGAAGCAAGGCACUUCAUGCAUCAAAUUGUGAAAGGUAUGCUGUACUUGCAUACACAUGGCAUCAUGCAUCGGGACCUGACCUUGUCCAACCUGCUUCUGUCGGGCAAUAUGAACCUUAAAAUAGCUGACUUUGGCCUGGCCACCAAGCUGAAGCUCCCCAGCGAGAAGCACUUCACCAUGUGUGGCACACCCAACUACAUCUCCCCAGAGGUGGCCACCCACAGUGCCCACGGCCUGGAGUCUGAUGUCUGGUCUCUGGGCUGCAUGUUCUACGCCUUCCUGAUGGGCCGGCCACCGUUUGACACAGACACGGUCAAGCACACCCUCAACAAGGUGGUUCUGGGGGAGUAUGACAUGCCCAGCCAUGUGUCCCAGGAGGCCCAGGACCUGAUCCAUCAGCUGCUGAGGAAGGACCCUGCGCAACGGCCCAGCCUGUCUGCCGUGCUGGAGCACCCCUUCAUGACCCAAAGCCUGCUGGCCAGGACCAAGGAGCUGAGCCUGGGGGAGCCAGGCUCCAUGGACAGCGGCAUCGCCACCAUCUCCACAGCCUGCACCUCGUCCACGUCCGGCAGCAGCAGCAGCAGCAGCCGCCAUCUCCAGAGGAGAACCAGGCGUGUGAUGGGACCUGCCUUGCCCAAUCGCAUGAUGCCUAUCCCUACACUGUCCCGGCCGUCCAGCAACGCCUGCUUUGAGGGGGUUGAGCAGUGCCAGCAGCAGCACUCAGACAGAGUAGGCAGGAGCAGAGAUGCUCCAGGUGGGGAGAGUGGACGCCCCCACUCCAGGUACCCACGAAGGGCUCACUCCUCAGACCGGUCUAGCUCCUCUGUCACUCCAGCCCAGGGGAUGGGGCAGGCAAAGCUGGAAAGGUGCCACUCUGAGGAGAUGCUGACUGUGUCAGGUAGACUGGCCUUUCCCAUGUCCUCCAGCUACAAGGACACUCCACAACCCUUCGCAGAACAUGGAAGGCUCCCAUUGCCGCCUGUCAAACAGACAGCCAGCUCAGGAUGUUCAUAUUCCACACAACCACCACGUCCACUAAACCUGCAGUUAGAAGAGUCAGAAGGUGUACAAAAUUGGUUCAGUAAAGAAGGCCCGUUUCCGAGGCCCACAGAUGCCAGCUCUCACAGCAGCAGUGGCAGUUUCCAUAGCAGCAGGGAGCCAUUAGGUGUACACAACUACUGGAGUGACAAACCAGCAGGCAGAGGGACCAGUUCUCACCGCAACCACAACCAGCACCACCCCUCAAACACUGAGUCCUACUGGGAGAAUGGGCAACGAGUACAUGGGGGAGAGCUGCAGAGUCUGUCCAAACCCAAACCAAGUAUAGCAAAGGAGAAGUCCCUGAGAAAUGUGCUCCCUCCCCUGUGUGCCUACAGACUGAAACCCAUCAGACAGAAGACUAAAAACGCUGUGGUGAGCAUUCUUGAUACAGGAGAAGUGUGUAUGGAGCUUCUCAGGGGCCAGGGCCCCCAGGAGAGGGUCAAAGAGGUCCUUAGGAUAUCCUGUGAUGGUUCGAUGGUCACUAUUUACCAGCCCAAUGAGGGGAAAGGUUUUCCUGUACUAGAGUGCCCUCCUGCUCCUCCUGAGAACAUCUUGAUCUGCAGCUAUGAGGACUUACCAGAAAAAUACUGGAGGAAAUACCAGUAUGCCUCGAAGUUUGUGCUCCUGGUGAAAUCCAAGACUCCAAAGGUCACCCUCUAUACUAAGUCUGCUAAGUGUAUGCUGAUGGAGAACUCCCCCAAUGCAGACCUGGAGGUGUGCUUCUACGAUGGAGCAAAAAUCCACAAGACGUCGGAGCUGGUCCGGGUGGUGAAGAGUGGGAAGUCGUACACAGUGAAAGGGGAGGUGGGUCUGAGUGGCCUCAGCCCAGAGAGCAGGCUGUAUGUGGAGCUGUCUGACGAGGGCCACAGCAUGUGUCUGUCUCUAGAGGCGGCAAUCACUGCAGAAGAGCAGCACAGUGCCAAGAGCACUCCCUUCUUCCCCAUCACCAUCGGCAGGAGACCUGCCAACCCAGACACCUUCUGCCCUUCGUCCCAGCCUGGCACUGCUGAUGUGGCAUCACUGCUCCAGCCCCCAUGUUUCACUCCCUCUAGGAUCUCCUAUGAGGAGUCUGACAUCACCUCAGCCAGUGUGAACAAAAACUGCUCUCCGCUGUCGGUCAAACAAGACCACACGGCCAACGCAGGGAAAGUCCUCAAGUCUGUCUUUGUGCCAAAUAUUGGUUGGGCCUCACAGCUGACCAGUGGAGAGGUGUGGGUGCAGUUCAAAGAUGGCUCCCAGCUGGUGGUGCAGGCAGGGGUUUCCUGUAUUAUCUACACGUCCCCAGAGGGACGGACCACCAGGUACAAGGAGAAUGAGAAGUUGCCAGAGCUUGUGAAGGAGAAGCUGCACUGUCUCUCCACCAUCCUAGGUCUGUUGGCCAGUCCAGCAGCACGCCGCUGAAUCAAACCUCAGCAUUGCCCCCUUGCUGUUAUAUUGACACAUCCCUGUGCAGCAGGGAGGAGAACUUUCACAGCCUUUAUACUGUGAUAUACAUACCUCUUUCAAAUGUGCUUGUAAAUAUGUUUAUUUUCUAUGUACAGAUGACAAAUUAUGAAGAUAUAUAUUUUGAAGUACCCAUGUUGUACAGCAUCUUGUUGAAGUAGUUGCGUGUAAACUUGUAUUUUCUAUAUUGUCAGUUGUCGAACCAUCAUCUACAUGAAAUGUCAGAUGCUUAAAAGCUGAAGCAAUAAACAUCUGCAGGCUGGGUAGAGUUCAGUCGCACUUUGGUGCUCAGGGUUUUUGUUCUUCAUAAUCAGCAUAAAUGGGUAGAAGUAAAUGUUUCCAGCAAAAACAAACAUUUAAAGGAUGAGUGGUUGUUUACAUACCUUAAGUAUGGUAUCAAGAUACAGGACAGAUGCAUGAGGCUUAUCAUGAGAAACACAAUACAACUUUGGGGGAAUGAAUUUAAUUACUUUUACCAAGAAUAUACAUGAUCUGUUAUUCUGGACUGAAGCACUAGAACAGUAAUAGCAAUUUCUCACAUUUUUUUUUUUAAUAGAAAUCACUUCAGUUAUUUUUCACCCUGUUUUAGCCAUUUAAUAAAAAAGUCACAUUGUAUUAAUUAUUCUUUAGAGAACUUUUACAAAAAUGUAUGUGUAUUUUAUUAUACACACACGUUACUAUAUAUAUAUAUAGUAACAUUUCCAAGUAAACAUUGGAAGUGGAGAGCACAAUGACUGUCAGAGAAAUGAACAAGGUAGUAAGUAGGGGUAAUAUUUCCCAUUUAGAUGCAGAACACAGUAUAUAGAUUGCAGUGUUUCCACAACAUACUGGGCAUGGCUUGGUUAAGACAUUCAAUUAGGAAGGCUUUAGGACCACUGCUACCCAACUCUUGUUCUGGAGGGCAGCAGGUUGAAUGGCUACACUAGAUGGUCAGUCACUCACCUGGUCAUUGGGGCUAAGUAACCUCUGAUAAGCUUGUCAAUUCACUGUGUCAGCCUGUGAUGAAGCAGUGCUUAAAACACCCUAUUUUUACAUAGAGUUGGCAGCCCUGCACUCUUUUCCACACACUUCAACUAGAUGCUAAGGGUGAAGACAGUGACAACUGUAACCUUGGUUUUGAAGAUCAUAUAAUUUGCCAAACCACCAUCUCACUACUCAUGACAAAAAAAAAAAAAAUCCCUUUUGUUCACUUGCUCUUCUCCACUAUAUAAAAAUACACCCCCACACAUGAACAAAAUAUGUUUCAAAAAAAGGAUCUCCCCAUGAACAUUGGGAGAAAAAUCAGAUUUCUUUUUCU
Messenger RNA from Oncorhynchus gorbuscha (pink salmon), 4853 nucleotides. RefSeq names its product serine/threonine-protein kinase PLK4-like. The transcript is spliced from 14 exons. NCBI's taxonomy places the organism in Eukaryota, Metazoa, Chordata, Actinopteri, Salmoniformes, Salmonidae. The record is from RefSeq and is a predicted model, not a curated record. The coding region runs from base 662 to 3514 and encodes 950 amino acids. Gene Ontology annotation, biological process: protein phosphorylation. Gene Ontology annotation, molecular function: protein binding; protein kinase activity; ATP binding.